Messenger RNA from Nasonia vitripennis (jewel wasp), 2632 nucleotides. Its product is annotated as inactive serine protease scarface. The coding region runs from base 83 to 2263 and encodes 726 amino acids. Gene Ontology annotation, molecular function: serine-type endopeptidase activity. The record is from RefSeq and is a predicted model, not a curated record. Lineage: Eukaryota; Metazoa; Arthropoda; Insecta; Hymenoptera; Pteromalidae. Gene Ontology annotation, biological process: proteolysis. The transcript is spliced from 7 exons.
AGCGACGCUGGACGCAGAGCCGCAUGCGCCUCCAGAGAUUCAUUCUCGCCGGGACGCGCUUACGGUGCGCAGCAGCAUCGGCAUGUUGCCCAGGCUCAACGCGCACCUCCUCCUCGCGGCAACGCUCUGCUCCUGUCUGAGCGCCGUCAUGGACGUCGGGGACGAGAUGAGCGCCGAGCAGAUCGCCACCGAGCUCCAGGGCAACGGCACGGCACAGGAGGUGCCCGUCGGCAGGACUCUGCUCCUGCUGCACCUGCUCAAGCAGAAGCUCUACAAGCUGCACCAGCUCGACCGGAUCCCCACGACCUCGCCGCCCUUUCUUGGCUGCCUCUGCGUGCCUUUUUAUCUCUGCGACAGCAACAACAGCAUCAUCAGCGACGGGACCGGUGUCAUCGAUGUCCGCUACCGGCGGUGCACCGGCGAUCUCGAAGUCUGCUGCUUUUUGCGUGCGAGCACCGUUGUGGUUUUGCCGACGACCACGACGACCACGACUCGACGGCCUCCGGUGACGAUACCGACGACUCCUCCGACGACUCCUCCGACGACUCCUCCGACGACCACGACGACCACGACUCGACGUCCUCCGCUGACGAUACCGACGACUCCUCCGACGACUCCUCCGACGACUCCUCCGACGACUCCUCCGACGACCACGACUCGACGACCCCCGGUAACGAUACCCACUACGCCGCCGACGACCAGGCCUCCGACGACGAUGCCCACGACCGUCGCAGCCCCGCAGCAGAUCCUUUACUGCAGCUGCGUGCCCGUCUACCAGUGCGCUCUCCACGGCAGCGGCGGCAUCGUCGACGGCACCGGCAUCAUAAAUCCGCGCCAGCAGCUCGCCAACACCUGCAUCGGAGCUUUCGUGUGCUGCAAUUACGCGCCUGCCCAACUGCCAGUGCAGAAGCCGACGCCCGGCCCGACCUUUCCGCCGUUCACGCUACCGGUCCCCGUGACCGCGGCGCCAGUGGUCACCCUCCCGCCGAUAGUUAUCGGCCAGAGCUGCCUCUGCGUGCUGCUGACCGCCUGCAACGUAGGCUACUUUCCGAUCACGGCUGUCGGCAACAUCGAUCCCAGACUCAUACUCGGACGUCAGGGCCAGCCGGUCGGCACCUGCUCCGCUCCGAACUCCAUGUGCUGUCCGCUGGCCCAGGCUAACCCGGUCGUAUCGCAGACGCAGACCGUGGCGUCCAGCAACAUAAUCGCGGGCGACAUCAAGAACCCUGGCACGGCGAACGCUUGCACGUGCAUAGCUGCGAACCAGUGCGCCGAAGGCAACGCGGUGACCUACGACGGCGUGGGGGCCAUAGAUCCGCGCUUCGGGCCAUGCUCCAGUGCCACCUUGGUUUGCUGCCGGCUGCUCAACCGAGAGCGGACCGAGCUCGUCAUCGGUAUUUCUACCGGGCAGAACCCCGUCUACGUAAAUCCACUGCCGGUCGUCACCGGGCAGCAGACCCCGGCCGCUUGCGGAUCGAGAGACGCGCGCUACGCCAGCCUCGCUCAGCAAGUAGCCGGCACUGCGUACUUUGCGGAAUUCCCCUGGAUGUCGCUUCUCCUGAUACGCAAAGCUGCAAGCAGCGACGUUUUCCAAUGCGGCGGCUCACUCAUCAACAGCAGGACAAUUCUCACGGCUGCUCAUUGCGUCGUAAGCUGUGAUCCUGGAAGUUUGGUAGCACGCGUUGGCGAGUGGAACACGCAGAGCGCGAACGAGCCGCUGCCCUUCCAAGAGGUUCCCGCGCAGCGAAUCGUUGUUCACCCCCAGUUCUUCGGCGGAGGUCUCUACCACGAUGUUGCCCUCGUCAUCUUGCAGAGGCCCCUGACCUACGCCAUCAACGUUAGGCCCGUGUGUCUUCCAACGCAGGGACAAGUUUUUGCUGCAGGAACUAUCUGCUACGCUUCUGGUUGGGGCCGCAGCGCUUUCGGCGACGGUGGCGCGUAUCAAACGAUUCUGCGCAAAGUAGACCUGCCCAUCAUCGAUAAUGCUAGUUGUCAAACUCGCCUGAGAGCCACGAGGUUGGGCCAGUUUUUCCAAUUGCAUCCCAGUUUCAUAUGCGCUGGAGGCGAAGCGAGUAAGGACACUUGUUACAAAGAUGGCGGAGGACCCUUGGUUUGUCAAGAUCAGUCCGGCAGAUUUAUCCAGUCUGGAAUAGUCUCCUGGGGCAUCGGCUGUGGCAGUAAUACACCUGCGGUUUACGCGAGUGUCGCGCAGCAUAGACAAUGGAUAGAUCAAACGUUGUCAGUUAAUGGAAUUUAUAACUGAAAUUCGCUUAGCUUCACGUUUUCUUUUCUUUUCUUUUCUUUUUUUUCACCACAGUCUACUUACUAAUAUUACGCAGCAAUUCUGCGGUUGCAAUUCGUCGCGGACGCUGUAUUCGGCAUAAAUUAUCUGGUUAUUUUUGAAACUUCAUGCCUUGCCAUCUAGUCUUUAGCAUUUACAUGCGUGUGCGUCGUAAGUUUAUUAAUUUCUUUUUUACCAUAUGAUAUUACCAUGAUGCAUUUCAUGUGAAAGAAAUUUAGCAUUAGCUUAUUAUUCUUAAAAAGUAUUCGGUUGAUCCAAAAUAAAUAUUAACUGUUUGUCAAGUACAUAAUAAUAAAUGUAAACUAGAUUUUGCAAACAAACGUGUGUAUU